Molecule: messenger RNA, 597 nt
Organism: Rangifer tarandus platyrhynchus (Svalbard reindeer)
Lineage: Eukaryota; Metazoa; Chordata; Mammalia; Artiodactyla; Cervidae
Source: the annotation of a GenBank genome assembly
AUGACUUCGUCCUACACCAGCGUUUACCUGCUAAAAGAAGCUCCCAGUGUGGAAGCCAGUGGCUUCCACCAGUGUCCAUGUCUCCAAGGAGAGAUGCAGGCCCUCCCAGACUCUACAGGAGAUGCUCCAAGACAAGACGCUUGCAAGUUGAAAAAAGACUGGUGGAAGAUUUUUUCUAUAUUUGUCCUAGUUCAGGUAGUAUUAUAUUUGAGUCGUUCAGAAAGUACCAAAGCUAUGGAAUGUUCAGAGGAGUGGAUUGGAGUAAGAAGGAAGUGCUUCUAUUUUUCUAAUGAUACCAGAAAUUGGACAGCCAGUAAAAGAUUUUGCAGUUCUCAGGGAUCAGAACUUGCUCAGAUUGAUACACCAGAGGAGAUGAAAUUUUUGAAGAAGCAUGCAGGAACUUCUAUGUACUGGAUUGGAUUAAGCAGAAAACUAGGAGAGUCUUGGAAAUGGACAAAUGGCACUACAUUCAAUGCUGGGUUUGAAAUCAGUGGGAAUGGACCCUUUGCCUUUUUGAAUUCUGAUGGAGUCCACAGUUCCAGAGGAUUUGUUGAUAUCAAGUGGAUUUGCAGCAAACCAAUAUCUAAAACAGAAUAA